Messenger RNA from Acanthosepion pharaonis, 1014 nucleotides. Lineage: Eukaryota; Metazoa; Mollusca; Cephalopoda; Sepiida; Sepiidae. The record is from the annotation of a GenBank genome assembly.
AUGUUUUUUUUGUUGUUUUUUUUUUUUAAUUCCUUCUUCUUUUGCUUUUCCUUUUUUGGCCUGUUUCUUGGUCUUUUCCUUCUUUUUCUUUUUUGCAUGUUUCUUUGUUUUUCUUGCUUUUCCUCUUCUCUUUGUUUCUUUAGGGUUUUUUUUUUUUGCUUUUUGCUUUUUUAUGUCUUUCUUUUAUUUUCUUUUUUACGUGUUUUUUCUUCUCUUUUUUCUUUGCCUAUUUUUUUUUCUUUUAUGGAUUUUUUCCUUCUUGCUUCUUUUUGCGAGUUUAUUUUUUUUUUUUCGCUUGCAUCUUUUUUUUUUCUUUCUUAUUUUUUGUGUUUUUGCACGUUUUUGUAUACUUCUUGUUUGUUUUUGCAUGUUUUCCUUUUCUUUUUUGUUUGUUUUUGUUUUUUUUAUUGUUUUACUUGUUUUUAUUCUUUUUCCUUGUGUUUUGAUUUUACUUUUAUUAUAAUUGUAUUUUUGUUAUUUCUUCUUCUUUUGCUUUUCCUUUUUUGGUCUGUUUCUUUGUCUUUUCUUUCUUUUUCUUUUUUUUGCAUGUUUCUUUGUUUUUCAUGUUUUUCCUCUUCUCUUUGUUUAUUUAAAGUUUUUUUUUUCUUUUUGCUUUUUUAUGUUUUUCUUUUAUUUUCUUUUUUUAUGUUUUUAUUUUUCGUUUUUUUUUGUUUUUACCUUUAUUUUUAUUUUCCUUUUUUACUUGUUUUUUUAUUGUUUUUUUUUCUUUUCUUUGUUUUUUCUCACUCUUCUGAUCGUAUUCUUUUCCUUUUUAUCUUUCUUUUUCACUGUUCGUUUUCUUUCUUUUUCUUUUUAUUUACUUGCUUAUUUACUCGUUUUCUUUCUCUUCUCUACUUAUUUUUUUUUAUUUUUUCUCUUUUUUUACUUGUAUUUUCCUUUUUCUUACACCCCCCACCUCAUCCAUUUUUGUUAUUUUUAUUUAUAACAUUGCUGUUCUUCAGUUACUGUUCCUUGUCCAAGUUAACAUGCCGAAUAACUUUACAAAUGUUUUAA